AUGGCCCAUCCGCCGGGCCAGACGCCAAAUGGGGAAAUCAUGGUUCGCCUUGGAGAGGUGUUCUGCCGCCUACCUGGCUGUGGGAACCGUCGAGUCGAGUCUGUGCAAAGCCGACUAAGGGAUUCGAAGACCCCUGUAUCGAUGACAGAAGUCGGUCAUAUGCUCCACUCGGAAGUCCAUUGGGGAUACGAGGAGACUUCACAGGCCUAA
Messenger RNA from Penicillium samsonianum, 210 nucleotides. RefSeq lists its product as uncharacterized. NCBI's taxonomy places the organism in Eukaryota, Fungi, Ascomycota, Eurotiomycetes, Eurotiales, Aspergillaceae. The record is from RefSeq and is a predicted model, not a curated record. The transcript is spliced from 2 exons. Bases 1 to 210 code for a protein of 69 amino acids.